AUGUACCUUUUAUGCAACAAAGUUUUGGGCAAUGACGCUAUGAAACCAUCUAAACUGCAAGAUCAUCUGAGAAGAUGCCACCCUGAUAAAACAGAGAAAGAUUUGAAAUACUUUCAAACACUCAAAGAUAAAUUUCAGAAGAAACCUACACUGGACAGAAUGUUCGCUUCGACGUCACAAAGAAAUGAUGAUGGUUUGCGGGCGUCUUACAAUAUCUCGUUACUUAUAGCAAAAUCCGGAAAACCGCAUACUACCGGAGAUAAGUCAAUUUUGCCAGCCGUCGAAGAUGUUUUAAAAACUGUUUUACACAAACCUGCAUCUGACAUCAUUAAGAGAAUUCCCUUAAGCAACAAUACUGUUGAAAGACGUAUUGAUGAAAUGAGUUCUGAUAUUGAAAGCUUCUUAUGUGAUUAUUUGCAAACGACCCAUUUCUCUAAAGAACUGGACGAGUCAACUUUACCUGAUAAUGCAGCAUUAUUACUGGCAUAUGAUGAUAUUAUGAAUCAAGAAACCUAG
Molecule: messenger RNA, 516 nt
Organism: Acanthoscelides obtectus
Lineage: Eukaryota; Metazoa; Arthropoda; Insecta; Coleoptera; Chrysomelidae
Source: the annotation of a GenBank genome assembly